AUGGAAAUGGCGACGUUAUGGGCUCAACUAGGUUCAGCCAUGGCCACCCUCAUGUUUCUGUACGCCAUGAUUGAAAAAUUCCCUCCUCUUUGUCUUCUUCGUGACUAUGUUCUAGCUUACAUCCAUAGACACACCUCCCUUUUCUCUCCUUACGUCCGAAUCUCCUUCUCUGAAUACUCAGGCGAUCGCCUCAAGUGCAGCGAAGCUUUCUCUGCCGUCCAAACCUAUCUCAGUCAUAACUUUUCCCAGCGAGCCAGCAGACUCAAAGCCGAGCUAGUCAAAAAUGGCCAAAACCCUCUGGUUCUUAGCAUGGACGACAACGAAGAGGUCUCCGACGAGUUUCAUGGCGUUAAGAUCUGGUGGCUUUCCAUCAAAACCGGUCCCAUAACGACCACGUACUCACACUACCCUGUUUCUUCCGGUGAGAGGUUAUUCACUCUGAAAUUUCACAAAUGUCAUCGAGAUCUGAUCACGAGACAGUAUCUGAGGCAUGUGUUGGAUGAAGGGAAGGCCAUUGCAUCCAGAAACAGGCAAAUCAAGCUUCUUACGAACAAUCCGAGCAAUGGAUUGAGCACAUACAACUGGAGCCGUGUUGUUUUCGAGCACCCUGCGAGUUUUGAUACUCUGGCUUUACAUCCCAAGAAGAAGGAGGAGAUUGUAAAGGAUCUUGUUAGGUUCAAAAAUGGUAAGAACUAUUAUGCGAAAAUCGGUAAGCCUUGGAAACGUGGCUAUUUGCUCUAUGGUCCUCCUGGGACCGGUAAGUCCACCAUGAUCGCCGCCAUGGCCAAUUUCUUGAACUACGAUAUCUACGAUCUGGAGUUGACGGCGGUGAAGAACAACACAGAGCUCAGGAAGCUCUUGAUCCAAACUCACGGUAAAUCAAUAAUAGUGAUUGAAGAUAUUGAUUGCUCUCUUAAUCUCACUGGGCAAAGGAAAAAGAUGAACAAGAAUGCAAAAGGAACUAAGGACGAGGAGGAGGACAAGAAAUCCAAAGAAGACCUUUUGAAGAGAUAUGAAGAAGAAGAGAAGAACAGUAAGGUGACUCUGUCUGGUUUGUUGAAUUUCAUUGAUGGAGUUUGGUCGUCUUGUGGAGGAGAGAGGAUCAUUGUGUUCACAACUAAUUUUGUGGACAAACUGGAUCCUGCUUUGAUCAGAAGAGGACGAAUGGAUAAGCAUAUUGAGUUAUCGUACUGUUGCUAUGAAGCCUUCAAGGUGCUGGCUAAGAAUUACUUGAAUAUUGAGAGCCACCACUUGUUCUCGAGAAUUGAGGGAUUGCUGAAGGAGACGGAGAUGACACCUGCCGAUGUUGCUGAGAAUCUGAUGCCGAAGUCAAUGGAGGAAGAUGAAGAGAUUUGUUUGAAGAGGUUGAUUGAAGCUCUUGAAAUGGCAAAGACAGAGAAGAAGGAGAAAGAUGAAGGAACCAUACAGAAGGAUUUGUCUGCUGAGAAAGAGGAGAAAUCAGGGGAAGGAGUGAAGGAAAAUGGUUCCCAUUGA
Molecule: messenger RNA, 1494 nt
Organism: Neltuma alba
Lineage: Eukaryota; Viridiplantae; Streptophyta; Magnoliopsida; Fabales; Fabaceae
Product: AAA-ATPase At3g28580-like
Exons: 1
Coding region: 1-1494 (497 amino acids)
Molecular function (GO): ATP binding; ATP hydrolysis activity
Source: RefSeq, a predicted model, not a curated record